AUGAAUGUGCCGUGUGUCUUUCGAGAACUCUUCAUUCGCACUGGAGAAACAUCCGAUGUUGGAGUCGUUUCACUGCGAGAGUGUUUGAUUGAAAUUUUCCAGAACUGGUCGAAUACCGAUGCAGAAGGGUGGGUGGCGCCGCAGCUGGAUUUUGCUGAAAAGCAAAGUCAGAAUAAGGAGCUGUUAUCGAUGUAUAUUGCGCGGAUGGAGGGUAAAGAAUCGCCGGAAGAAGCAAGACGGAUAUGGCCCUUUCCGGAAUAG
This is a messenger RNA of Aspergillus steynii IBT 23096, 261 nucleotides long. RefSeq lists its product as uncharacterized. NCBI's taxonomy places the organism in Eukaryota, Fungi, Ascomycota, Eurotiomycetes, Eurotiales, Aspergillaceae. The transcript has 2 exons. The record is from RefSeq and is a predicted model, not a curated record. Gene Ontology annotation, cellular component: mitochondrion. The coding region runs from base 1 to 261 and encodes 86 amino acids.